Molecule: messenger RNA, 2319 nt
Organism: Ceutorhynchus assimilis (cabbage seed weevil)
Lineage: Eukaryota; Metazoa; Arthropoda; Insecta; Coleoptera; Curculionidae
Source: the annotation of a GenBank genome assembly
GAAGAAUCAAAUUUCUAAUUCAAUUCUCCUAUGAAACAGAAAAUUGGAGAUAGCCAAGGAGAAUCGAAUUUGAAUAUUUUUUAACUAAACCCAGGAGUUAAAUACAUACAUAUCCAGGAUGUGCGCAAAAAUGGCAUUCCAGCACCAGGCUGGAACGGCAAUGGAGUGCUUGAGUAUUCCAAUAACGCUGCAGAAGGAAGUUUGUGGAGACCAAAUGCGUUGCGGUUUUAAAAUUGGUGGGGGCAUUGAUCAGGAUUUUAACAAAAGUCCUCAGGGAUAUACAGAUAAUGGAAUUUAUGUAACUGAAGUACAUGAAUCAAGUCCUGCCUCCAGAGCAGGCCUAAGGGUGCAUGACAAAAUACUCCAAUGUAAUGGAUAUGAUUUUACCAUGGUGACCCAUAAAAAAGCUGUCAGCUACAUUAAAAAAAAUCCGACAUUAAGUUUAUUAGUAGCUCGGAAAGGUGUGACAUCAACUUAAAGUUGCAAGUUUUUUUUUAAGUCAUCUUUAUCAUUCCCUAAUUACUUAAGUUCUGUUACAAAUCCCUUAAGUAUAUUUUUGGGGAAAAAAAAAUGUUUUAUUCAAAAUUAGUUUUUACUUUUAUAUUUAUGUAUUUAAGAAUUUUUAUUUUUUGUUUUCACUUGUUGAUUCUUGAAUCAUUUUGUGCCAUAAAAAUAGCUUACUAAAUAAAGUACUGCGCGAUGAAAGCAAUUUAUUCGAAAGUAGGUACAAUUAUUGUUGCAUUUAAUUAGUAGAAUUCCAUACUUUAUUUAAUGCCAUAUUAGAACUAAGGACAAAUUACUUUGCACAUAUUUAAAUUAUAUUCUAUGUACCUAUCCAAACACGUUAUCAGAAUUCAAACGUUUUCUCCCAGCCGCUCAAAUAUGAAUCUUAUAGAAGUUUGACAGUCCCAUUUUGUCGAGUUUCCAUCCACCAAUGUGAAGCUUUGGUUUUUGGAGUUGCUUCUCCUAGGAAAACAUUUUAUAUUUUUGAGUCAAUGUCGGUUUGAUUAAUUUGCAAGGAUAGCCAAAAUCUUAUGAAUGUGUGCAAAGUGAAAUUUUUAACAAGUAGGAUGUUGUUAUUUAGGGAGAAAUUGAGUUAUGUAUGAUUAGCAAAAUAUUUAUCUAAAUGUUACAUAAUCAAAAUAUUGUCAAUUUUAGCUAUAGCGAAUGUGUAGCUUAACCACUGAUCUCAAAAAUAAAUGGAUGAACAAGGAAUAACACUUCUAAUGCUGCUAAUUUACGAGGUCAUAAUGUAAACAAAAACAACUGACUGGGACAGCUGUGAGCGUGCGCAGUAGAUACAUGUACCGUGCGUGCGCAAAAUGUAGCCAAUGAAAAUGAAGGAUAUUUCAAAAUUUAGAACAGUUGUUCGGAAGUAAGACACUGCGCAGGCGUUAGGCUGUUCCGUUGCACAACUGUUCGUAGAAUAUUGACCCCAAAUUUUCGCACAAGUUUAGCCAAUCAAGCCAUACGAUUGUUUAUCCAUUUAUUUUUGAGAUCAGCGAGCUUAACAUGAUACAACUACAUCAAAUGUCAAGUCAGUAUUUUUAAACUUAGUAAGUGUUUUUUUAUUUUUUAUGUUUAUAUUAUGUACAGUAUAGACAUGAAACAGCUAAUUAUUGUGAAAAUUUUAUAACAAAACUGUACAAUAAUACAUAAGUGUUUACCUAUUUGUAGUUUUUGAAGCUUGUAAGCCAUUUAUUUAUUGUUUAUUUGUUGAUUAUGUGGUCAUUUGGUUUAUUUUUCAUUGCAUUCUAAAUCUCGCUUUAUGUACUGUGUCGUUGAAAUAACAAAACCUAUGAUCGAGGACGUCACAUAGUCUGAACAUUUAUAAUAAUAACUCCGCUUAACUGGAUUUAACUUGCUUCAUACAUAAAAAGUAUUGGAAAUUGAUAGAUUGUGCUUUACACUAUCCAGUCAUUGAAAACACAAAUAUAAAUAUUAAGAGCUUAUCACUGUGUUCUUUCAACGAUAAACGUUAUUGUAUAUGUUUCUCUUAAAGGCCCCACAGACUACAAUGAAACACGACGGUUUUCAUCGCCGUGAUGGCAGGGCCCCACACACUACGAUGAACCAUUACGAUGGUCGAAAACCAUCGUGUUUUUAUACCACAUACUUCGGUUUUGGAACGAUGUGUUUCAUCGCGGCGAUGAAAACCGUCGUGUUUCAUCGUAGUGUAUGGGGCCCUUUAGUUUGGAACAUUUAUUCAUUUUGUAUUGCUUUUUUUUCUAUAAGUACGACUCCAUAAUUGAUUAGCUGUUUUUGUUUUUAUAAUAGUAUUCUCCUGAAGUCAUUAAAUAUAGGAUGAACACUCAAGAA